AAACAAUUUCUGUAUUUUCAAGAUAAUUGUAUGUAUAAACUCUGCGGCUUUCUUCUUUGUCCGUCGUUUCUCGGUACUCUGAUUCUCGAAUAAAUCCCAAUCACAGAAGUGGUAAGAGCAUCCCGGAAAAUUGGUGAAUAUCCAGGGGCGAAAUUCAUUUGGCCGCAAUGACGAAUCCAAAUGGCAUACGUGCUUCUCCUUCUCCACAAAAGCCUUCAAUCACUCACGUCAUAUUCGAUAUGGACGGCCUUCUUCUUGACACAGAGAAGUUCUACACUGAAGUCCAAGAGAUUAUACUUGCUAGAUACAACAAGACAUUUGAUUGGUCACUCAAGGCAAAAAUGAUGGGUAAGAAGGCUUUAGAAGCAGCUAAGGUAUUUGUGGAGGAGACAGGAAUUAAUGAUUCUCUGACAGCUGAGGAUUUUCUUGUUGAAAGAGAAGCUAUGCUGCAGAAUUUGUUUCCAACCAGUGAACUCAUGCCAGGUGCUGGCCGCCUGAUUCUGCACCUUCAUAAAAAAGGAAUACCAAUGUCUGUUGCAACGGGCUCUCACAAGCGCCACUUUCAAUUGAAAACAGAACAAUAUGAUGAACUUUUUUCAUUGAUGCAUCACAUUGUUGUUGGUGAUGACCCAGAAGUCAAACAAGGGAAACCUUCGCCUGAUAUUUUCCUCACAGCAGCUAAAAGAUUUGAGGUUUUUUCCCAGAUGCAUCUGUUGAUCUGCAUAAAGUUCUUGUUUUUGAGGAUGCUCCAUCAGGUGUUCUUGCUGCUAAGAAUGCUGGCAUGUCAGUGGUAAUGGUUCCUGACCCCAGGUUGGAUAGCUCUCACCAUGAAAAUGCUGACCAAGUUCUCAGUUCUUUAUUAGAUUUCAACCCAGCUGAUUGGGGGUUGCCUCUAUUUGAUGAAAUAUCCAGCUAAUCACAGCUAACAACUCAGCAUAAAUUUUAUUCACUUUUCAGAGACUAGAUUAUUGGCACAAGUUUCACUCUCUUAUUUUUUUUACCGCCACGAUUUAUUACUCUCGUUAUUUAUUACUCCCUCCGUCCCAUAAAAUUCUUCCCACUUUCUUUUCUUGACCGUCCCCAAAAAAAAUUCUCAUUUACCAUUUUUGGCCAAUUUGUGUGAUUCACAUUCAUUUGACCUUUUCCUUACACAACUACAAUCACACAUUUCCACUUUAUUCCACUUUCUUAAUCUCCGUGCCAAGUCAAAAUGGGAAGAAUUUUCUGGGACGGAGGGAGUACCAAGCAUGCAUUUUGUUUGUAUGAUGCAUAUAUUACGAAUGAUAACAAUAUUGGAAACUGAUGAAAUAUCGGUAUCGUGUAUCUUUAGAAAAUUAGUAGAUAUUAGGAUAUCGAGAACAUAGCUUUUGGGGAUAUUAAUUGAAUUUUGUAAACUUUAUAUAGAGAAUAUAAUAUAGAUUACCAAUAAUUUCUAGAUAUCUUUGAAACCUCUAGA
Molecule: messenger RNA, 1456 nt
Organism: Cuscuta europaea
Lineage: Eukaryota; Viridiplantae; Streptophyta; Magnoliopsida; Solanales; Convolvulaceae
Source: the annotation of a GenBank genome assembly